This is a messenger RNA of Chrysochloris asiatica (Cape golden mole), 919 nucleotides long. It is a transcript of the gene RAB27B, whose product is annotated as RAB27B, member RAS oncogene family. Lineage: Eukaryota; Metazoa; Chordata; Mammalia; Afrosoricida; Chrysochloridae. Gene Ontology annotation, molecular function: GTPase activity; GTP binding. The coding region runs from base 13 to 669 and encodes 218 amino acids. Gene Ontology annotation, biological process: melanosome transport; positive regulation of exocytosis. The record is from RefSeq and is a predicted model, not a curated record. Gene Ontology annotation, cellular component: secretory granule; melanosome. The transcript is spliced from 5 exons.
AAGACCAUCACUAUGACCGAUGGGGACUAUGAUUAUCUGAUCAAACUCCUGGCCCUCGGAGACUCAGGAGUGGGGAAGACGACAUUUCUUUACAGAUACACAGACAACAAGUUCAACCCCAAAUUCAUCACAACAGUUGGAAUAGACUUUCGGGAAAAACGUGUGGUUUAUAAUACACAAGGAUCAAAUGGAUCUUCAGGAAAAGCAUUUAAGGUGCAUCUUCAGCUAUGGGACACUGCAGGACAAGAGCGGUUUCGGAGCCUCACCACCGCAUUUUUCAGAGAUGCCAUGGGCUUCUUAUUAAUGUUUGACCUCACCAGUCAGCAGAGCUUCUUAAAUGUCAGAAACUGGAUGAGCCAACUGCAAGCAAAUGCUUAUUGUGAAAAUCCAGAUAUAGUAUUAAUUGGCAACAAGGCAGACCUGCCAGACCAACGUGAGGUCAACGAACGACAAGCCCAAGACCUGGCAGACAAAUACGGCAUACCCUACUUUGAAACAAGUGCAGCGACUGGUCAGAAUGUGGAGAAAGCUGUAGAGACCCUUCUGGACUUAAUAAUGAAGCGAAUGGAACAGUGUGUAGACAAGACACAAGUCCCGGACACCGCCAAUGGAGGGAACUCCGGUAAACUAGAUGGAGAGAAGCCAGCAGAGAAAAAAUGUGCCUGCUAGACUCUACUUGGGAGCUGACCAUCAAGAGCCCCACCCAAAUCUUAUUUCCACAAAUGGUGAACAACCCCAACAUUGUUGUUGAGUAGACUGUGUUUGUGUCUUUCAUUUUUCUGCCAGAAAAUCUAUUUUAAGAAAUCACAAUAGCCAAGAGUGUGCAAAAGAAUUAAAUAGUUUUCCCUGAGGCUCUCCACCAGACAAGGCCAAUGAUUUCCCAUUGAGAUCUCACCAUCUUGGAGGUUCAAUUUCUUUU